AUGUUAUCUAUCUUCAUGCCGACAUUUCGGUCUUUCUUGUUUUCUUUCUUUCUUCCUUUCUUUCUUUCAAUAUUGCAUUCCUGUUUCUUUGGAACAAACAUGUUAUCUUUCUUUCUUUCUUUCUUUCUUUCUUUCUUCCAAAAUUUUAUUCCUGUUUCUUUUGAACAAACAUGUUAUCUUUCUUUCUUUCUUUCUUUCUUUCUUUCUUUCUUUCUUUCAAUAUUACAUGUUAUUUUUUUCUUUCUUUCUUUCUUUCUUUCUUUCUUUUUUCUUUCUUUCUUUCAAUAUUACAUGUUAUUUUUCUUUCUUUCUUUCUUUCUUUCUUUCUUUCUUUCUUUCUUUCUUUCUUUCUUUCAAUAUUGUAUACCUGUUUUUUUUAACAAACAUUUUAUCUUUCUUUCUUUCUUUCUUUCUUUCUUUCUUUCUUUCUUUCUUUCUUUCAAUGUUGUAUUCCUGUUUCUUUUGAACAGACAUGUUAUUUUUCUUUCUUUCUUUCUUUCUUUCUUUCUUUCUUUCUUUCAAUAUUACAUGUUAUCUUUCUUUCUUUCUUUCUUUUUUCUUUCUUCCAAUAUUACCGUUCCUCGUUUCUUUUUGUUAAAUAUUUUAUUUUUUCAUGGUUCUGUUUUUCUUUCUUUCUCUCUUUCUUUGUUUCUUAAUUUCUCUCACACUCACUCUCUUUCUUUCUUUCUUUCUUUCUUUCUUUCUUUCUUUCUUUAUUUCUUCCAAUGA
Molecule: messenger RNA, 729 nt
Organism: Acanthosepion pharaonis
Lineage: Eukaryota; Metazoa; Mollusca; Cephalopoda; Sepiida; Sepiidae
Source: the annotation of a GenBank genome assembly